AUGGGUAUUACAGAAACAUUAAUAACUUUGAGUGAUCCAGAAACAGCAAUUGUAAAAAAUAUAUAUAAAAUCAAUAAGAGUACAAUAACUCCAUCGAUAUUUGGUAAAAAGAUUCUUAACUUUUCAAAAAAGGUUGAUAUUAUGAUUGAGAAUAGUGCUGACUAUUUUAAUGUGAUAAAAAGAGAAAUCAAUGAUAGAUUAGCGGGAACAUUAUCCAGAAAACGUGCUGCAUUAGUUUUUUUUGAAAUAGAAAAAAAAUUAAAAGAAUUUUAUGAAUCAAAAACUUUUGAGCCUAUGAAAGAGUCAGUUGCUUAUCUAACAGAAGAAGCAUCAUUAGUAGAAAAAGAAAUUUUAAUUCAAGGUGCCACGAGAUCUGGUCAAAUAACUUUAUUUACCAAGAAUUUUGGUAGAGGAACUGACUUUUUGUCAUAA
Messenger RNA from Rotaria sp. Silwood2, 432 nucleotides. The record is from the annotation of a GenBank genome assembly. NCBI's taxonomy places the organism in Eukaryota, Metazoa, Rotifera, Eurotatoria, Philodinida, Philodinidae.